This is a messenger RNA of Triticum turgidum subsp. durum (durum wheat), 327 nucleotides long. The record is from the annotation of a GenBank genome assembly. Lineage: Eukaryota; Viridiplantae; Streptophyta; Magnoliopsida; Poales; Poaceae.
AUGCUUCAAACCUUGAGAAUCUCCAGUAUUAAUGGCACAAAGCUUGCUGUUGAGGAUUUCCGGCAGGAGUUGUCAUGCAACAUUAACAUCAAGCACAGGGAGGAGUUUGAUGAGGAGAAAGAGCCUGACAAAAUGGUUUCAUCUGGAUGGUCUGCUCUUGUGGAGGGACAGAUUAACAGUAAUGGGGAGAACAAAUCGACAGCUUCAUCCUGUGCGCAUUCCACUGAUGACACUAUUGAGGAUCCAUCGACUAAACCUGGGAUGAAGCGCAAGCUGGGUGAAAUGUUGGAAAUAAAGGAAAACUAUCAUGCAUCCAGCAGUGCUUAG